Molecule: messenger RNA, 657 nt
Organism: Colletotrichum graminicola M1.001
Lineage: Eukaryota; Fungi; Ascomycota; Sordariomycetes; Glomerellales; Glomerellaceae
Exons: 3
Coding region: 1-657 (218 amino acids)
Source: RefSeq, a predicted model, not a curated record
AUGUCCGGUCUUUCGACGACAAUUAUGCCCUUUGCGCAGUUGCCGGCCUGCGCUCAACAGUGCGGCCCGCUCUUCGACGCCAACGGCGCCUGCGUGCCACCUGCCGUCCCGGCGGCCGACGCCAAAGUCUAUGAUGCCUGCUUCUGCAGUCAGCCGGCCCUCCAGCCCUUCAAGACUGCCGCCACUGGUGUGUGUGACCCCGCAGGCUGCGAUGCCGCUGGCUUCAGCAGUAUCCAAGGAUGGUACACCUCGUUUUGUAAUUCAGUCGCCGGCGGUGCCGCUGUCCAGACGUCCUCUUCUCCGGGAUCCACCUCGACGGCCUCGAAAGGAUCUUCCAACGGAAAUGGCGGCGAUUGGCUCUCUAACCACUGGAGAUGGGUCGUCAUGCUCGUAAUCCUCGUAGUCGCCAUCGCCGGCAUCUGGGUUGGCGCCUGCAUCUGGCGCCGGCGCUACCUCCGCCGCAAGGACCGCAUGUACGAGCUCGGCAAGCACGCCCACCAGGGCCCCAGCGGCAUCAUUGCCGGCUCCGGCGUCAACGUCAACCAGGCCGGCAUCGUCAACGCGCCCGGGCAGUUCAUGCCCGGACCCCAUCCCGCGAUCUAUGAUGAGAAACCCCCGAAGGAGAAGAAGAAGUGGGUCGUCAACGAGCGGACGUAG